AAUGGGAUGAGUCUGCUGAAUGGAGCCACGAGUGAAGUUUCAGUCCAAAGAAAGGAAAGCGGCGGGACAGAGCAGCUGCUCCACGCACGGAUCUGGGUCAGGGAACAACAAACAAACAACAAACAAACAAACAACAAACAGCGGCGACGGGAAGAAGAAGUUAUGAACAGAGUCACGACGAAGCGCGUGGGAAGUUGUGCGUGAGGAGAGAGAGCCGACAGAGUCACAAGCUGGAGCCCAGAGCCACCCUGAAUCCUCACCAUGGCCGACGUGUUAGACAGCAGCGGAGCCGGAGACGUAGGAGCAGCUAGCGUGGACUGGCAGAAACGCUGCGUCGCUCUUGAGAUGCAGCUGCUCAGGUUCCGCCUGCAGGCCGGGAAAAUCCGAGAGCUGCUGGCAGAAAAGAUGCAGGAACUGGAGCAGAGGGUGACGGAGGCCAACCAGAGAGCUGAGAAAGCAGAGAAACAGAUUCAUGUCAUGGAAGAAAAGCUCAAGUACACAAACGUACAAAUCAGCGAGUCGGAGAGCUCGCUGUACAAACAAUUUCAAGACCUGAGCGGUCAGGUUCAAGAAAAAGAUGCUGUCAUAAAGAGAUUAGAGAUGCAGCUGGAACAGCAGAUCUCAGUCAGAGCCCAGGAGGGCAAAAUUAUUGAGGAAAAAGCUGCCAAGAUUAAAAACUGGGUCACAUAUAAGCUCAGAGAGAUGGAGCUGGAGAACCAACAGCUGAAGGCUGCGAAUAUGAAGCAGACAGAACAGCUCAUGCUGCUGCAGGACAAACUACACUCUCUGUUAGAGAAACCUGCCUCCUCUGGGUCUCCUGUUACCUCUCCUAGGAUGGACACCCACCUGGUGCCCAACAGCCCACUGUUUCCUCCCAGCUGCCCCGACACGCCGCCUGCCCAGGAAGACAGCUGGAGACAGACGGCUCCUCGUCGGGCUGCCUCUAACAUCAAGAAUCUGCCUACAGACGUCAGAAGGUCUCCUGAACUGGUCGGUAAAGAUUUCUCCUCCCAUGAUGGUCUGGGUUGGAGCAGAGAUGAACCAGAGCUGCCAGUGGGUUCACAGGUCCAGGCUGGGAGCUCUGACAGAGACAACUUCUCAGAUGAGCUUAACAGCAAAUUCCGCUCUCAGUGCCUUCACUCAUCCUCAUCAUCUUCAUCUUCAUCGUAUGAGAUGGCCCAGGGACCAAGCUCUCCACUGAUGACCAUCAGAAUACAACCUAAAAGCCCUCUUCUGUCCCGCUCUCCCUCCACGAACAACCCUUUUCCUAAUUCUCAGCUUUUGGAUGGUGAGUCCGGCAGCAGCAUGACCUUACCUAAAGCACGGACUCCGCUCAUCCCCAGAGACAGCAUCCAGCUCGUCAAGAAGCACUUCAGCCAGCCGCAACCCAGCCUGGACCGACUCCACCACCUCAACGUCAACAUAGACAUCACCACGCCGUCCUCCACUUCCUCCACGCUGAAGAGCACAAGCACAACCACUUCACCUUUCUCCCAGCUCAUCGAAGAGACGGACAUCGAUGAUGGGCUCCUGGACUCUAUGGAUGGAAUAGAAGAGGGGCCACAGUCCGGCGAGCUGGCUCAGGAUGGGGUCUCCUUUGUAGGGCUUGCAGAAGAGGUGGAACAGUUGGAUCCAGAAGCUCUCAAGCCUCCGACUCCUCCUUUGCAUCGCUUCCCUUCAUGGGAGAGUCGGAUCUACGCUGUAGCUAAGUCAGGGAUGAGAGUGUCUGAGGCGGGCCCUGCAGAUAGGGGCCCCGGACGAGGAUCCAGUCUGCCCCUGCAUCCUCCUGCAGCUCCAUCCUCCCAUUUGAUCUAUAAGAAUAUUAAUGUUCCAGUCUACACGACACUGAAAGGGAAAGCCACUCAGAUCAGCAGCGUGCCGCUGCCGGACGACGACUCCGGCUCGGAGGAUGACAGCAGCUCUCUGGCGAGUUUACGAACGUCCAUCCUGAGCCCAGAUAAGAAGAGCAGCGUACCCGGGAGCCCCCGAGCUGUAAAACGAGGUGUGUCCAUGUCCUCCAUCAGCUCCGAGAGUGAUUACGCCAUUCCUCCUGACGCCUACUCCCUGGACAGCGAUUAUUCUGAACCAGAGCAUAAAGUCCAGCGGACCUCCACCUACUCCUGCGAGAGCAGCGGGCCUGAGACGCUGGAGAAAUCUGGUUACUUGUUAAAAAUGGGCGGUCAGGUGAAAGCCUGGAAACGUCGCUGGUUCAUCCUGAGGAAGGGCGAGCUCCUCUACUACAAGUCUCCUAGCGACGUGAUCAGAAAACCUCAGGGUCAAAUCCAGCUGAACUCGUCCUGCUGUAUUGUACGAGGCGAGGCGGCGCAGACCUUUCAGCUGAUUACGGAGAAGACGACCUUUUUCUUGACUGCUGACUCACCCAAUAUCUUGGAGGAGUGGAUCAGAGUUCUGCAGGACAUUCUCAAGGUCCAGGCCAGCAGCCCCGUUACUGUGGAGAUGAGACAAAAACCCACCGUGAGAGGGUGGCUCACAAAGGUCAAACAUGGACACUCGAAGCUGGUGUGGUGUUCGCUGGUUGGAAAAGUCUUCUGCUACUGUCGCAACCAGGAAGACAAGCUGCCUCUGGGUCAGCUGCAGAUGCGAGAAGCUUUGGUGCAGGAGGUCGAUCGCUCUUGUGAUUCAGACGAGGACUAUGAGGCAGGCAGUCGAGGUUUCCUCUCCUCUCACUGCACCUUGGUGGUCCAACCAAAAGAUCAGAGUCCUACAUACCUGCUCAUCGGCACCAAGCAAGAAAAAGACACGUGGCUGUACCACCUGACUGUGGCCGCUGGCUGCAGUGCAAACUUCAAGGUCGGCACGGAGUACGAGCAGCUCAUUGGUAAACUCCUCGAUGCAGACGGAGUCCCAGAGUGUGAGCUGUGGAAGAGCGAGGCCUUGAGCUUCUGUAAGGAGGGGUUGUGCUCGCCUCUCACCACGCUGCCGUCUGAAGCUCUGCAGACUGAAGCUCUCAAGCUCUUCAAGUCCUGUCAGCUCUUCAUCAACGUCCUGGUCGAGUCACCUUCUGUGGAUUACCAUACGUCGCUGGCCCAGAAUGCUUUGCAGGUGUGCUUGACCCAUCCAGAGCUGCAGAAUGAAAUGUACUGCCAGCUGAUCAAACAGACCAACGGCCGCACGGCACACAGCUGCUCCCUGACACAGGGUUGGCAGCUUCUGUCUUUGUGUGUGGCUCUGUUCCUUCCUCAGCAACAUUUCCUCUGGUACCUGCGGCAGUACCUCCAGCUCACUGCAGACCCCAGGACCGAGGUGGGAAAAUAUGCUGUUUACUGUCAGAGAUCUGUGGAGCGAACACUGCAGAAUGGAGAGCGCGAGGCCAAACCUUCACGGAUGGAGAUCGUUUCCAUCCUGCUCAGGAAUCCCUACCACCAUUCACUGCCCUUCAGCAUCCCCGUUCACUUCAUGAACAGCACCUACCAGGUGGUGGGUUUUGAUGGCUCCACUACAGUGGAGGAGUUUCUCCACACGCUGAACCACCGGAUCUGCAUGAGGAAGCCUCAGCUGACAGGGUUCGCCCUCUUCACCGAUGAUCCGUCUGGCAAAGACCUGGAGCACUGCCUGCAGCCGUCAGCCAAGAUCUGUGAUGUCAUUUCCAAGUGGGAGCAGGCUUUGAAGGAGCUCCAUCCUGGGAAGAACGAGGGCUCACGCAUUGUGCGACUGACGUACAAAAAGAGGCUUUGUUUUAGAUCUCAGGUCAAAGGAGAGACAGAGCAAGAGCGCCUCCUGCUGGCCCACCAGCUGAAUGAGGAGGUUCAGCAGGGCCUGUUUCCUGUGAACAAAGAGCUGGCUCUGGAGGUGGCCGCCCUCCUGGCUCAGGUGGAACAUGGCGACUUUGAGCGGUCAGGUGUUUCCUCUCCUGUCGGCUCUCCUCAGGCUAAAUCUCAGCUGGUUCUUCUUCAGGCCUUAGAGCGCUUCUAUCCCAAACGCUACAAACAGGAGUGCAGCUCAGAGCAGCUCAGAGAUGUUAGCGAGUGUCUGGCUGCCAAGUGGUCCAAGCUUCGUGGGUGCAGUCCGUCCGAGUGUGUGAGGAUAUAUCUAACUGUGGCUCGGAGGUGGCCUCUGUUUGGAGCUAAACUCUUCAGUGUCAAGCCAGUUCCUCCAUGUUCCAUUGAGCAGGACCAAGUGUGGCUGGCAGUCAGUGAAGACGGGCUGGGGGUGAUGGACCGCACAAUGCACACCUUGGUCACCUACCCCUACCAUUCGGUGAUUACUUUUGGUGGUUGCCGUGACGAUUUCAUGGUGGUCACAAACCAGCAGGGGGAGGCUGGAAAUGGGAAACGAAAUGCGGAGAAGCUCGUCUUUGCUAUGGCUAAACCAAAGGUGCUGGAGCUGACCCUGCUCAUGGCCAGCUACAUCAACCACUGCACCCCCGGUGUACCGCCCGCCCCCCAGCAGCCCCUCUGCCCCUGGGAUAUGGACAGCAGGCGCUUCCCCACGAUCAACUGCUCCACCAAAGGCCCAACUUUACUGUGAGGAGCAGCAGAAGCUUUGAGCUCGUAGGGUUUGAGCGUGUGUCACGCCUCUGAAACCACUGAUCCUCAUGAGAAACGAUUGUUUCAUUCAACAGGAAAUUGUUUCAACUUUGCAUUUCUUGGGUUUUCACAUCAUUCAAUUUAUUAUUUUUUAAUUAAGAUGUUAAAAUGAUUUUGAAAUGCAGCGAUAAUCCGAGACAAACUGUCAUUAGAUGCAUAACUAAAAGUUCCUUUAGUCACAAACUGCUUGUGUGAACCUGAACAACCAGAUUAUUUUCAAUCUUAUGCAUUAGAGCGAGGUCAGAGUGUUGAGGACGACUCUCAGCUACUACCACAUGGAUAUAUCCAUCAAUGUAUUGAUUACUUUAUGUCUCCUUUGAUCCGUCCACCGCUCCAUGAGAUAUUUUGUUACAACGAACUC
This is a messenger RNA of Nematolebias whitei (Rio pearlfish), 4908 nucleotides long. It is a transcript of the gene plekhh1, whose product is annotated as pleckstrin homology domain containing, family H (with MyTH4 domain) member 1. The record is from RefSeq and is a predicted model, not a curated record. Gene Ontology annotation, cellular component: cytoskeleton. The coding region runs from base 262 to 4488 and encodes 1408 amino acids. The transcript is spliced from 30 exons. Lineage: Eukaryota; Metazoa; Chordata; Actinopteri; Cyprinodontiformes; Rivulidae.